Molecule: messenger RNA, 2463 nt
Organism: Acipenser ruthenus (sterlet)
Lineage: Eukaryota; Metazoa; Chordata; Actinopteri; Acipenseriformes; Acipenseridae
Exons: 2
Coding region: 574-1365 (263 amino acids)
Source: RefSeq, a predicted model, not a curated record
CAGGCUUUACCUCCAAUCUGAAGAGCCACCAUGCGGCUAUCUGUUUUGACUGGGGCAGGUAAACGAGACAGCGUCACAAGGUUUGCCGUUUGUACUUUAAGUGAUUGACCACCUGGAGGUGAUAACGGAAGCUGAGUUACUAAUAGAAGAUGUGUUGCGUUUUUAAAAAUAGAUGUAAAAACUCUUAUAAUUAGGAGCUUCUGAUUUGUACCCUGAAUGUUUUCAAAGCAAUUUUGACCAAAAUAGUUAUAACCAUUGAAUAACACUGUGUAACACAUUUUUUUUUUUUUUUUGUUCCUGGGUAGUAAGUGUUAUUUCCUAAUUGCUUAUGCCUCAAAAGUAUAGAAAAUGGCUAUUAUUCCCCACAAACUUUGCUUUUGUGACCAGGACAGUGAUAUUUUGAAAUUUCCUAUUUUCCAGAACAUUCCAGAUAGAUUCAGUGCUGAGUAAACUUGGAGUAACUUCUAGAACUUUCCAGUAAUAUAAAUAGUAGUAUAAAUACAGGGGCCUUAAGCCCACCAGUUCAGUUUAGUUCCAGCUGCCUAAGUGGAUACAUAUCUGCAUUUUUCUGAGAUGGCAUCAAGAGGUUGCAAGCAUCCGGCAGACGCAUUUUGCUAUGUCUGCGGCCAAUUUAUCAAGACAAGAGCGAAAAAGUACUCCGUGGAAGCAUCUGCUAAGAUGUGUGAGGCCUUCAAGGCAUAUUUCGGCAUGCCUGUCGGGGAUCAAGACAAACCCUGGGCACCUCAUUUCACCUGCGAGCACUGCAAAAAAACUCUGGAAGGAUGGUACAGAGGGGAAAAGAGAGCCAUGAAGUUCGCUAUCCCAAGACUUUGGCGGGAACCCACUGACCACUCAAGCAACUGCUACUUCUGCAUGGUGGACCCUUCCAAACGUUGGACUGGCAAGAAUGUACCUGCUAUCACGUAUCCGGACCUUCCUUCAUCCAUCGCCCCGGUGCCACACUGCCAUGAGCUCCCCGUACCCACUCCUCCGGAGAGAGAGCAGCCGUCUUUAGAAGAGAGCAGCAAGUCAGAGAUCGAGAAAGACGUUGUAGAUCCAGAUGACAAUUUCAGAGGUGGAGCGGAGGAGAGAAACCCAUACUACCCCAACCAAAAAGACCUCAACGACUUGAUUAGAGAUCUUGGUCUCACCAAGUCCAAUGCCAAGCUUUUGACGUCUAGGCUCAAGCAGUGGAACUUGUUGGAUGAAAGUGUGCAAGUCGCAGAUCAGAGGAAGCGUCACCAACCUUUUUCCAGCUUCUUCAUCCGUCAAGAUGGGCUCUGCUUCUGCCACAAUGUGACCAGUCUGUUCGAGGCAAUCGGAAUCGCCUGUAACCAGAAAUCUCGAAAAACUACUCACUUCUAAAUCUUUUGUAGUCAUUUUUGUAUUACUUUAGUAUAAAUACAUGUUAAUUUGGAUUCAUAUGUUGUUUUUUUCUGACUUUAUGUGAACGAAAAGACACAAAUUUGCCCGUUUUCUCAUUGGAAAUAGGUACAUUUCAAAAUAUCACUGUCCUGGUCACAAAAGCAAAGUUUGUGGGGAAUAAUAGCCAUUUUCUAAGCAAUUAGGAAAUAACACUUACUAACACUUACUACCCAGGAACAAAAAUUGUGUUACAUAGUGUAAUGUAUUUAUAAUGUAGUCAUUCUAAAUGUUCUGAAUCCAUGUGGUCACUGUCCUCUCCAUGUUGCCUGUAUGUAGUCAUUCUAAAUGUUCUGAAUCCAUGUGGUCACUGUCCUCUCCAUGUUGCCUGUAUGUAGUCAUUCUAAAUGUUCUGAAUCCAUGUGGUCACUGUCCUCUCCAUGUUGCCUGUAUGUAGUCAUUCUAAAUGUUCUGAAUCCAUGUGGUCACUGCUCUCUCCAUGUUGCCUCUACCCCUGUCCCCUAGCUGCCAGCCUAGGCCAUUCUAAAUGUUGGUUACUUGUAACCCACCCCAUCAUUGUAGCCCUACCAAAGUAGAUUUCUUAGAGUAUAUAAACAUUUUCAUACCAGCAAACCUGUUCCCCACUUCAUAACCCCAAGUUGUGUAAGAUCAACAUGACUGCUGAAUGAUCUGUUUAAGUUAGUAAGAAACGAGUCGGAUAGCAGUAGAAUCUCUGUAACACCACUGUUGAGAUUUUAUGAAACAUUAUCAUAAUUUUACUUCAUUUAGAAAAAAGUGGAGCAAAUAUUGCACUGGAGCAAAAAGUGUAGGUAAUCCAGACAUAGGACUGUAUAACCACAGAUAAGUUGAUUGGUCCAUUUACAUGUGUUUAGAAAGUGGGGGAAAAAAUUGUAGUUAAGUAUUUGUUGAAUAAAUAUGACUAUACUGUCAUCUUGCAAUUUUAUAGCUGCUAAUGUGGUGAUUACCUUGAGUAAAGGGGGUAGAACUUUAAUUCUCUCUCUCUCACUCACUCACUCUCACUCUCACUCUCUCUCUCUCUCUCUCUCUCUCUCUCUCUCUCUCUCUCUCUCUCUCUCUCUC